AUGCCAUCCUACAAACUAACCUACUUUUCAAUCCGCGGACUCGGUGAGCCAAUCAGACAUUUAUUCCAUCUGGCCGGGGUAUCAUUUGAGGAUGAACGGCUUGCCUAUGGAGGUAGCCCCUGGGAGCAGGUUAAAGAAAAGUACCCGAUGAGCCAGUUGUCUGCUGCGAUCCUUCGCUACCUUGGCAGAAAAUUCGGAUUCGCUGGAAAAACUCCUGAAGAAGAAGCCUGGGUGGAUGCCGUUGUCGAUCUAUUCAAAGAUUUCCUGUCAGAAUUCAAGCACUUAAUUUAUGCAAGCUUAAAUGGAAAAUCAGCUGACGAGAUAGAAAGGGUCAGAACAGAAAUCGCCAUUCCCGCGAGAAAUGUGUAUUUCAAAAAUUUGAAUGAUCUACUGAAAAGGAGCAAGUCCGGAUUCCUUAUUGGGGAUGGCAUCACGUUUGCCGAUAUUGUGGUGACCAAUUAUCUAGAGACACUUAAAACUUUUGAGCUCUACAAUGGCUCAGAUGAGCCAAAAUUGGUAGCUCUGCAAAAGAAAGUGUAUGAACAACCAGGAAUUAAAGAAUGCAUAGCUACUCGUGUAUUAACGGAAUUUUGA
Messenger RNA from Caenorhabditis elegans, 594 nucleotides. It is a transcript of the gene gst-18, whose product is annotated as glutathione transferase. NCBI's taxonomy places the organism in Eukaryota, Metazoa, Nematoda, Chromadorea, Rhabditida, Rhabditidae. Gene Ontology annotation, molecular function: glutathione transferase activity. The record is from RefSeq and is marked reviewed. The transcript is spliced from 2 exons. Gene Ontology annotation, cellular component: cytoplasm. Bases 1 to 594 code for a protein of 197 amino acids.